CGCCUCGACACCUUCAAGUCUACAAACUCUGCCCACAUUCAUUCGCGCCGCCUUGUUCUCUGCACCCAUGUCUCACGCUUGACCUUCAAUCACUUUACUCAUCCCGACUGUUUUGCAAGGCUAUAUGGUUCGUCUGCGCAGGUACACAGCCUUGACUUACGUUUCCCAUCCUCAUUCUGCUCAUGAGUCUCGACGUCCACACUGUCGCAGCCCCAUCACUUGGCACUGUCAAGAUGGAGGACCGCAAACGCUCCAUGGUGCCCGAGCACGAUGAGCUGGCUCCUCCCGCAAAGAGACAGGCGAUGAGUAACAACGCGAAUGGCACGAAAACCCACCCGGACGCUGAUCUGCCUUGGAAAGAAGAUCUUGAGAACUUUCAAAAAGAUGCCAUCCUUCGCCAGCUCCGCGAGUACAAAAGAGAAAAGCAAACAUGCGAGUCUCAGAUCGCUGAGAUGGAGAAGAAAAUGACAUAUCACGACGACCAUUUGCGUGUGGUUGACUCAUGGUUCAAUCAGCUCCUCGAUGAGAUCAGACUCAUGGUCAACGACAUUGUCGUGACACGACCACUUCAGCCUAAUGAUGCGCUGUUCCCACCAUCGCUGUUAUUUUCAGACUCAGAGAAGUUUCAAGAACACUUGUCAGACCGUUCUCAAAAGAUCAGAAGCGUCUUGUCAGAUCUACUCUCCAAGUCACCUGGUGAUGCAAAUGCUGAGAAGCUGCAAGAACAAUUGUCCAAGCUUCUUGCGCAGGAGAAGGUUACCAUUUCCGAGCUGCAUCGCGUGACUACGGAGAAAGAUCAGUUGAUUGAGCGUCUGGAGAAGGCUUCGUACCGAUAUAUGGUGGCGGAGAAGAAGCUAGACCGUGCUAAAAGUCAAGCAGUCGCUAAAAUUGAACGACAGGCAAUGCAAGGUGCGACCGCAGCGCAGAGCCACGAAGAGCCAAAGGAUGUCAAGAAAGAGUCGACAGAGGUCAACGGUACCACGGUCCAAGCUCCCGUUAGCGAAGAGUUGUUGUCGGCAAAGAAAGAGGCAGAGGCCAUUGCAUUGAAGCGCAAGGAGCAGCUAGACAAACUCGAUGCGGAGAACCAGAAACUGACCGCCGAAUUGACGCAACUAAAGGUGAGGCUUAGCGGGCUCUCGGACGAAGAUUAUUCCAAGACAGAGCUGUUCAAAGGCAUGAAGUCGCAGUAUGACGAAGUGAUACGACGCAUCAAUGACCUGACCGCGGUCAAUAACACCUUGCGUGAGGAAGCACAAAAACUGCAGCAGGAGAGGACACAGUACCGCAUCCAGGUUGAUGAGGAGACUCGGGUCAGCAUACAAAACUCCGAAACGCAACUUUCAAAGGCGGAAACAGAUCUCAGUCGAAUCCGAAACUCACGAGAUGAAUAUCUUGCUGAUGUCACUAUCCGGAAAGCUGCAGCCGAGGAGCAUAAGACAUCGUUUGGACAGAUCCAAGACUUGGCAAAAGCCAGCGACGACAGAAUCAAGGCCUUGGAACUGGAGGUCGAACGCCUCAAGGUCCAGAUUGGCGAGCAACAAGCUUCUGGAGAGCGUGCGGAUCUGGAGCAGAUGGAUGCUGAUCAGCUACGUGGCAAGAUCGUUAAUCUCGAAAAGGAAUAUGCUCUCGUCUUGGAAGAAAUGCCGUCGCUGGAAGUCGCAUACAAGAAGGCGCAAGCGAUUGCAUCCAAAAAGACGGCUGAACUUGUUGCCUGGGAAGAGCAGAUUGCAAGGCUGAAUGCGGAGAAAGCAAAGGCAGAUCAGAAGUUCUUUGGCGCUAUGAAGGCAAAGGAGGCACGUGAGCAAGAGUCGAGGCUUUUGCGAGCCCAGAAUCUCAAGAGCGCGGAGAUAAUCACCCAACUGAAAGAGGCCGAGACGAGCAGUCGAAACCUUGCGGUGAACCUUGAGAAGCAGCUCACAGAAACCAAGGAAGCAGUCAAUUCAACAACUAGCCAGGUUCGCACGACGCAAGCAACCAUGACUAAACAUCUCUCGGUGGCCGAAGGUUUCGUGUCUCAGAUAGCAGAGCUGAAGAAGGUCGUGUCCUCCAAAGACGCUACAUGUACGGCGGCCUGCCAGGCACAGCGGGAGGCCGAGGUCAAGAUUGAGCAGCUUCAAAUACAAGUGGACGACUCGAACAAACAGAUUGAAGAGUGGAAAGCACGGAGCCAGGGGAAGCAGACAGAUACAGAAGGACAGUUGCGGCAAAUGGUCCUGUGUACGAUCUGCCGGCGAAACUGGAAGAACACAUGCAUCAAGCUCUGUGGACACGUCUUUUGCCAAGAGUGUGUGGAUGAGCGCGUACAGUCUCGGUCACGGAAGUGUCCUGGGUGCGGCAAAUCCUUUGGAGCGAACGACACCAUGCGCGUGCACUUGACCUGAGGCUUUCUCAGCUUGUGCAAAAAGAGAAGAUCAAACACCCUGUACAACACCCUGCGAUGACACCAAUCCAGUUGUUUCGUCGAUGAGCUUCAAUCGUUGAUGGCUUAGUUUUUGGGGGCCACGGCAGACGGACCUGUCUGGCACACACACAGAGAGAGAGACAAACGUGCGCGAUAGAUUACCAGCGCCGCCAACGCUGUGCAUUCUCCAUUUCCUGGAGCAUAGGCCGUUGUCGUUUUUGGCGGAAUUAUCAGCUUCUGCGCCGUGGUGGGUGCAUUGGUUUCGCGCUUCUUGCUUUUUUCUUCGUUCUUUUAAGUGUAUUAUAUGAGGGGCCAUAUUGCAGUGACUUUGGGGGGGGGGGGUUUAUUGGGU
Pseudovirgaria hyperparasitica is the source of this 2753-nucleotide messenger RNA. Its product is annotated as E3 ubiquitin-protein ligase-like protein bre1. NCBI's taxonomy places the organism in Eukaryota, Fungi, Ascomycota, Dothideomycetes, Acrospermales, Acrospermaceae. Gene Ontology annotation, molecular function: ubiquitin protein ligase activity; metal ion binding. The transcript has 5 exons. Gene Ontology annotation, cellular component: HULC complex; nucleus. The coding region runs from base 234 to 2381 and encodes 715 amino acids. The record is from RefSeq and is a predicted model, not a curated record.